AAGACCGUGUAUUUAUUUAGUUGUUAGAGGUCAGAGACACCUAAACCACUGCGCCCUCCACCCGAUCCAUUUAGUCGCCACGGUUGACAGCUCAAGUUUCAACUACUUCACGUAUGUUCAGACAGAGACAUAGAAUAGGCGCUCACCCGUACAUAAAUCGCAGUAACAACUGCGUGGUGUAUAUGGUAUAUGUACGUGACAUGUACUAUUGUAUCUGAACUGAACGAGUUUCAACACGGGUCAGCAGUUUUCCCUCUAGGAAAAGGAGUGCACUACUAUUCAGAAUAUUGUUGUGUAGGUGCAGACACGAUUCACUGUAAUACAACAUUGUUGCACUUCGACCAUGGAUGAUAACAACGUUGGUGAAAAUGAAGCUGGUCGAAGGGGAAAGAACCGGAUACAAUAUUCUGUGGAUGAAUCUCCCUUUCCUCUUCUAUGGCCAUUAUUUGGUGUACAGCAAUCUCUGCUUUGUGUUGCUGGCGUCAUUUCUGCACCCAUUUUCAUUGCCAUCCAACUCGGCGUCAGCGACCAACCGGAAGUGCGCAGACAACUUCUGAGUAUAGGAUUGUUCACAUGUGGAGUGGCCACUAUACUUCAAAACCUAAUUGGAUGCAGACUCCCCAUCAUACAAGGAGCAAACACCUCCUUUAUCGCUCCGAUGGCAGCUAUUUUCAGUCUAGCAAAGUGGAGUGAUGAGUCUCUCCUGAAGGAGAUCCCAAUAGUCAAUGGAACGGUGACGGAUGAACCCUGGAAGAUGAGGAUGAGAGAGAUACAAGGCAACUUAAUGCUGGCCUCGGCAACACAGUUUGUGCUGGGAGCAACCGGCCUUAUUGGCUUCUUUCUCAGGUUCAUCGGUCCGCUCACUGUCGCCCCGACGAUCACAGUCAUAGGACUGUAUAUAGGACAGUUUGCCUUGCCACUUUGUGAGCAGCACUGGGGAAUAGCUUUUCUAUCCUUGGCGCUGAUGAUCAUAUUUGCCCUCUUCUUGUCCACCAUUCGAGUUCCACUUGCAACAUAUUCAAAACGAGAGGGUUGCCAUGCAAGUAGGAUAACGAUCUUUGAGCUGAUACCUGUCAUCCUCGCCGUCGGGGUUACGUGGCUCCUGUCGUUUGUCUUGACGGUGACGGACGUUUUACCCAGCAACUCCACCCAGCACGGGCAUAUGGCCAGGACUGACGUCAGAAUCAACGCCCUCUACGAUUCACCUUGGUUUUACUUUCCACUUCCGUUUCAGUUUGGAAUGCCUACAGUCAGUGCAGCAGGAUACGUUGGAAUGCUGGCCGCUACAGUUGCUUCUACCAUCGAAUCUACCGGGGACUAUUUCGCUACAGCGCGUGUGGCGGAAGUUGUUCCGCCGCCGCCUCACGCCGUGAAUAGAGGUAUAGCAAUGGAGGGUUUUUCAAGCACUAUCGGCGGAAUGAUUGGUGGAAUCUGCGCAAGCACUUCCUACAGUGAAAAUAUAGGUGCCAUUGCUAUUACAAAGAUUGCAAGCAGGAAGGUGUUUGUCACAGCCGGCAUUCUCCUGGUUCUGGCUGGCGUGAUUGGCAAGAUCGGCGCUGUAUUCACUAUCAUCCCCGACCCUAUCAUUGGCGGGGUGAACCUCAUCACCCUGGGUAUGGUGACGGCCGUGGGCGUGUCCACACUGCAGUUCAUUGACCUCAGGUCGUCACGGAACCUCAUGAUAAUCGGGACGUCAAUGAUGCUGGGACUGAAGAUUCCCGACUGGAUGGCUACACACUCCCAGGCCAUUGAUACAGGAAGUGCCAAUUUUGACCAGGUGGUGACAGUGCUGCUGUCGACACCCAUGUUUGUUGCCGGAUUCACUGGCUGCUUCCUGGAUAACCUUGUGCCAGGCACCGAAGAGGAGCGAGGCAUUACGAAAUGGCGUUUGAGUAUGGAAGGGUCUGGCGACUAUUACAUAACAGGCGAAGAUACAUACGAGUUUCCCUAUGUCACUCAGUUCAUCAGAAGGAUAAAAUGUUGUGGUUACUUCCCUAUGUCUCCUACAUUUGACAAGGAAUUCAGCUGCGGUUGUUGUUGUAAGAAAAGGUCAAAUAGUUCUUCAUAUGCUGUAGACAAUCCCGUUGCGAUGGGAAAUAUAGAGAAACUGUAGCCAUGCACAUGUCAGAGCAUCUACGUUUCAGUUUAACACAAACCCAAACAUUUGCUUCGAACGUUACAGUUUUUAGCGAAAUCGUCCAUGAAACAAUAGCAAAUUCACAAGUACACUACCUCUAGCAAUCGGUUGAAAUUCAAGAAUGCAAUGUGGCAGGUCGAUAAUUUAGCUUGUUUUCGCAGCAAUGUAUUUGUUUUGUCAAGCAAAGUUUCUAAACGAAACGUAAUGUUCAAUGACACAUAUGCUGAUAUUGACUUUAUUCGCCACGACAAUAAUCCAGCGAUGGAAGCUUUAAUCAUCUGGAAUCUUCAUCUGAUUGUUCGAGAGAAGGGAUGUGAAAUGGUUCAUUCUACUUAUUCAAGAAUGCAUUGGAAUUAAAGAGACAAAACUGUUUCCAUUGUACGAUUCCGAAACUGCAACUUUCUUUCCUUCUUCCUUUAACCCUCAUAAUAAGCCCGUCCAGUAACACACCCACAAAGGCUAACACAAUGCAUACUUAAAACCUCAUCUGAGGUUGGGCUUCUAAUGGAACGGACCUAUAUUCAAAGUGUUUUAGAGGCUGGCCUUGGACUUAUUCUAACACCGGUGUUCUACUAUGAGUGAGUGAGUGAGUUGGGUUUAACGCCGCUUUUAACAGUAUUCCAGUUAUAUCACGGCGUGUCAGCUUAAUGUGGGAGGAAAGCCCGAAGUGAUGCAGGUCGUGGACGUUUACCACUUCGGUGAAACGCACGAGCACGGGUAUGGUGCUGACAAACCGAGAAACAUAAUCGGGGCGAACCGGGAUUCGAACCCACAAUCAUAGGUUUCUGGCGUGCCCAAGGGACGCAACUCUGCACAGCGAAUCGCGGCGCCUUAGACGACUGGGCCACCCGGGCCCCCGUUCUACUAUGAAAGCAACCAUGUAUCGUGAGGGCGAUUGGAUUCAGAUUCACUUUAUUCAGAAUUCCAGGCCAUCUAACUCAUAGUGCAUUACAGUUAGCUAAAAUAUAGUUUAUGUAGGGAAUGGCUUUUGGAUACUUUUACAUAUACCACUAUUUUAUUGGCAUAGCUUGCUUUUAAUAAACUUGAGCACAUAA
Molecule: messenger RNA, 3192 nt
Organism: Haliotis rufescens (red abalone)
Lineage: Eukaryota; Metazoa; Mollusca; Gastropoda; Lepetellida; Haliotidae
Product: solute carrier family 23 member 2-like
Exons: 11
Coding region: 344-2113 (589 amino acids)
Biological process (GO): transmembrane transport
Cellular component (GO): membrane
Molecular function (GO): transmembrane transporter activity
Source: RefSeq, a predicted model, not a curated record